Erigeron canadensis is the source of this 513-nucleotide messenger RNA. RefSeq lists its product as uncharacterized. Bases 1 to 513 code for a protein of 170 amino acids. The transcript is spliced from 2 exons. Lineage: Eukaryota; Viridiplantae; Streptophyta; Magnoliopsida; Asterales; Asteraceae. The record is from RefSeq and is a predicted model, not a curated record.
AUGUUUGCUGAGGCUGAGAUUUUAGAUUCUGUGAGAAGGUUUAGACUUGAGUAUCAUUGGUUACCUCCUAGGUGUUCACAUUGCAAGAUUUUUGGGCAUAAACUUGAAGAUUGUAGCGUGAGACCAAGGACACAGAAAGAAAUGGAAGCCCGUAUGGCUACUGUAGCUCCAACAUCACAUGUUGGUCCAUCAGGGACCAAGGAUGGCCCAUCUGGGGCUAAACAGGUUGAUCCACCAGAGGCCCAGAGACCACUCCAGAUUAAUACAGCUAAUACUACAGUUCCAGACAUUCAUUCAGGUACACAGGCUACUACAGAUCAUGAUUUUAUUCUUACCCCUCCUGCACCUGGUGUUGAGACUAGCAACCAGUAUGAUGCAAUUACUCAGAUUAACACUGAUGAGGUCAGCACUCCCUCAGUUGAGCUUAUUGUUCAUGCGAUUGAUGAUUUUGAGGAUGAGUCUGAUAGCGAUGAGGUUGAAUCCAUUGAAGGUUACACUGAUCCGUUCAUGUAG